Messenger RNA from Cucurbita pepo subsp. pepo (vegetable marrow), 1119 nucleotides. The record is from RefSeq and is a predicted model, not a curated record. NCBI's taxonomy places the organism in Eukaryota, Viridiplantae, Streptophyta, Magnoliopsida, Cucurbitales, Cucurbitaceae.
AUGUUUAAUCUUGGAUCGCUUGUUCUUUGUCUCUUUGUAAUUUUAUCUGGUUUAUCUUUUUGUACGGGAAAUAGUGUUACCUAUGAUUCAAAUGCCAUCAUUAUCAAUGGCGAACGACGCAUUAUCUUCUCAGGUUCAAUCCAUUAUCCACGUAGUACCGAUGCAAUGUGGCCUGAUCUUAUUAAAAAAGCUAAAGAUGGUGGACUUGAUGCAAUCGAGACAUACAUUUUUUGGGAUCGUCAUGAGCCUCAACGACAAAAAUAUGAUUUCUCUGGAAAUCUAGAUUUUAUCAAAUUCUUCCAACUUAUUCAUGAUGCGGGACUUUAUGUUCUGAUGAGAAUUGGUCCCUACGUGUGUGCUGAAUGGAACUAUGGAGGUUUUCCAGUAUGGUUGCACAAUAUGCCGGGAAUUGAAUUUCGAACAGACAAUAAAGUUUAUAAGAAUGAAAUGCAAACUUUCACGACAAAGAUAGUGAAUAUGUGUAAACAAGCCAACCUUUUUGCAACACAAGGAGGGCCAAUAAUUAUAGCUCAAAUUGAGAAUGAGUAUGGAAACGUGAUGACACCGUACGGAGAUGCAGGAAAAACAUAUAUCAAUUGGUGUGCUCAAAUGGCUGAAUCUCUCAAUAUUGGUGUUCCAUGGAUUAUGUGUCAACAAAGCGAUGCCCCACAACCUAUGAUUAAUACAUGCAACGGAUUCUAUUGUGAUAACUUCACUCCUAAUAACCCGAAGAGCCCGAAAAUGUUUACUGAAAAUUGGGUGGGAUGGUUCAAGAAAUGGGGCGAGAAAGACCCUCAUAGAACUGCAGAAGAUGUAGCAUUUUCUGUGGCCAAAUUUUUUCAAUUUGGUGGCGUGCUUAACAAUUAUUAUAUGUAUCAUGGAGGUACCAACUUUGGAAGAACAUCGGGAGGUCCAUUCAUCACUACGUCUUAUGAUUACGACGCCCCUAUCGAUGAAUAUGGAAACUUGAAUCAACCUAAAUGGGGACAUCUCAAACAACUUCACGCAUCAAUUAAACUUGGAGAGAAGAUUCUGACUAGCAGCACUCGCUCGGACCGAAACAUUAGUAGCUCUGUGACCUUAACGACAUUCUCGAACCCAACAACAGGGGGUAGGUUU